UGAAACACGUGCACGGUAGUGGCCGAGUGAAGUCCAGCCCUCAACUAAAUAUACUUACACAAAAUUAUUUUCAUUUAGUCAUAAAGAGAAGAAAGGAAAGAAGCGAUGAUAAAAAGCUUUAUAGAGGAAAUGACAAACAAAACAAACUACUUUAUUUAGCUUGUAAAUAUUUCCUUCAAUUUCUUUUUUUUCUUUUUCCACAUUAAAACUUCUUUUGAGGACGAUUAGAAAUUUUUAAUUCUCCUCCUUCUCCCUCUCUUCCUUCGUCUUUUAGUCUGUUUUUAAACAUUGAGUCAUUACUUACCUGUAAUUACCUACCUGUAAUCAAACUUGUUGGACGAAUCAAAGUGAGUGCUGGUAUUGGGACGCCAUUUUUGUUUUGGUGACACGCUACACGGCAAGUCUAGUGACUUUCAGGAAAUAAUUGCCCAUAUGUAGAGAGUGACAACUAAACUAUGAUAUAAACUUUGUUGUUUGGAUAUGACUAACACCAAUUAAUCAAAUCAUAACUAUUAUCAUAAAAUCAAAUCAUGGACGCAUGUAGCUCUGAGAUGCAAAAAUUAACAAAUGCUGAUAGUAACUGCUUUUUGGGUGAAACAUGAUGGCAGACCAUAUCACUUCAGUCUGGAAAUAUUUCACAAUAUUAAUAUAUAAUGGAUAGGCGAAGUGGUGGAAAUAAUAACAGCAAUGAGAAUAACCAUAUUGGUUAUAGGAACUAUGUUAACGAACCAAAGUGUUCAUGUUACCUGACGGGUCAGGAAGGUUACAACAAAAAGCAUUGCAGUAACUGUGAUCGUGGUUAUGGUUUAACAAAAGCUGCCAGAAAUAUUUAUGGUUUAACUUCUGCAAAUACAAGAUUAGUUCUUAGCAGCCCCAAACAUAAGGUUUGGUCAGUUUCAUCAGUAAAGUCAAAUGAAAUAAAACCUGAAUUUGCUUGGCCUUACGAAGAAAAGAGUAAGAGUUACUCUGACUUAUCAAAGUUACAAUUUAAAUCUUUGACAAACGAGCAAGUCGAUCGGCUGUCAGUAUCCGAUCAUCACAAAUGGCUUAAACGUAGUAAGAAUUAUCAAGAAACUUGGCAACAGCCUGAUCUGACCAGUGAUUACAGAGGAGAAUCUAAGAAAGACUACAACACUGAAGAGAAUUCUACUUUUAGAGAUAAAGUAUUGUUUUUUAAUAGAGAUAAAUUAUUGUUUUUCAAUAGAGAUAAACAAUUUAAAUCUAAUGAAAUUAGAAGAAAUGUGGAUAAGAACCUACCAAAUGACUAUAUGGAUUCAAACUAUCCUUUAAAGAAACAUAAUCUUAAAAAUUCGGAUUUGCGGCCAAAGUCUGAAAGUCAAGAGUCAGUACGAGUACCUGAAGAUCGAAGACACUCUGAUGAAGUUCCUUACACACUUACCCAGCUCCAAAGCAAAGCCUUUGAGUUUGGAUUAAAAAGAGGAUUCUCACAAAAUCCAUCAACUGUACAAUCUUAUGAAUCUCUAAACUCUGAAAAUUCUGAUUUUGAAUUUUCUGUUGAAGAAACUGGUCAUGAAAAAUCUCCAUCAUGGCCAGUUACUGUCCAUAGUAAAAUUCCUUGUGAACCAUACACUAUUGCUGUAUCUAAGCAGUCACAAACUUGGUCUUCCUCAACUCCUAUGUUAGCAGAACACAAAUCUCUGUCUUCAGCUAAACAAGGAAAUACUCCUCUAUUUCAAAAACGUGAUACUGAGAACACUCCUGAUGACAGCUAUGCUGGCAAUAAACAUUACCAUAAACCAAAGUCAUCGAUGCGAUUUAAAGAAUUUUAUAAUUCUAAACCUGGAUAUCCCCCUCCAAGAUUCGAUUCUGAUGGUCACAAUUUAGGCGAUGCUGAAUAUAAUGUUCCUUCUCCACCUGAACGAGAUAUCCCAGUCCCCAAAAUGAUGUCCUCUGCAACUGAAAAGACUUCAAACAAAACUAUGCUAUCACAUAGUCAACAAACUUCCCCAAUUAGCCCUUUAAUCAUGAAUUGGCCUCAGUUAUCCUCCUCCUCUUCUAAUCUUCAUAGAGAUACCCAGACUUCUUUACCUGAGGAAGAGCAAAAGAAAAGGUUCUCUACUUCUGAAGAUGAAAAAGAUAAUAGUAUGAAACCUAGGUCUGAGACAGAUUCUAAAAUUUAUGGUAAUUUGGUCACAAAUCCUAUCAUGAUAAGUGGAGAAAAAUAUGCUGCAAACAACAAUUUUAAAUUGGGUGAUGUAAAAAGCACUACAGGUUCUUCAUCAACUUAUAUAAUCAAACAAACACCUUAUUACAACACUAGCACUCAAACAGAGUUAGUAUUUCCCAACACUCAAGAAUUGUCAAAUACAGGCAGGAAUACAGAAUUGUCAAAGAUGAAAAGUGCGGGAGUGCAAGUAGGCUUAGAAAAAGAUUUUAGCCAUGAAAACAGUUUGCAAACUGCUCCACUGGCAGAUAGUAAAGAUUCUGAUUUCAAUUCAACCCAAUCCAAGGUUGUGCAGUCUACUGGACUGCAAGCUUCAGUUGAAGGGGACUUAAAUGUUAAUUAUUCAAGAGCUUAUCAACCAAUGCGCAGACCUCCUAGCGAGUCAUUGACAGAUCAUGUUAGAAACCAGGCAUCACUUUUAGAAGAAAAAAGGGAUCAAGUCAGUGAUAUGAAAUUUAAUCUAGAAUCAAAUAAACAACCAAAACAAAGAUCUGCAUCGGAAUCAGAAGUUAGACGACCUAUCACGGUUGAGAAUUUAUUAUCUGGUUACCAAGACUAUGUACCAAGUACAGCCCCCAUCCUCAGAAAGCUUUCAGAAGAAUUUUAUAUGCAAGCAUUCAGACAAGGCACUAUUCCACCUAUUAGCACAUCAUCCUCAAAUUUGUCUGCAUCACAGGAAACGUUGACACAAGGCUUAAAACAUGCUGAUUCCAACAGUAGUCUUGUAAUUAAAGUCUCACAACCUGAGUCAACUACAUCUUCUAGACCUAAUUUCUUUAGCUUCCCAAACCAGUCAAGCACCUCUUGGGAGACACAAAAACAUUAUCCAGUCUCAGCAAAUCAACAUUUUAACAGUCAAGCUACAACUCCUUUUUUUGAAUCUAAAGAGGACCAAUCACUUGAGUGUCAACCUAAUCAAAGUUAUCCUUUACCAAAAAAAGAAAAGAUCCCAAAUUCUUAUAAACAACAAAAUUCUGCUGCCAAUUAUACUUCGGACACCAGUAAUGCAAACAGAACAUCAUCUACUCUACAAGACCUAGGUAUGCCAGAGAAAUUUAGAGCUCAAGUUACCAGCUAUGCAGUUCCACAAAAAACACAGGAUUUGUAUGCAUUAUCAACUACACCACUGCCUUUAAUGCAUGAAUCUUCAGCUUCUACCAAACUCGAUGCAAGCAAAUUUAAAAAAUUUCACAGUUCGACUUCUGUGCUAGACAGCAAAAAAAGUGCUUAUGGUCAAGAUCGGUCAAGUUUUCCUGGCAGUCAAUCCUCUAUAUUCCGAAAGCAUAAUGAAGAUAAAAAUCCUUCAGCUUCCAACCAAUCCGGUGAACAGAUUUCUUCACAAAUUACUGCUACACGCAGGGCAUCAAUGAAAAAAGCUUAUGGAAUGUAUGAUGAGACAGAAGCUGCAUUGUCAGAAAGACCACUUAUUAAUUAUAAACAAUAUCCAUUUGAAAGCAAAGACCUAUUAGAAAUAUCUGAAAAUGAUACUAAAUUUGAACCAAAAUGGGAUCAUGUCCCGAGAAGGCCACGUGUAAGAGAGGGCUUAAAUGAAAUGGGUCAGUCUAUGCAAGGUGAAGGUUUGAGUAACUCGAGUCACAAUACCCAGGCAGCUACCUCUAUUGUACAUGGACGUAGUGACAGUUUGCCUUUGUCUGUAAAGCUAGGUGAUGAAGAUAAGUUUGCUGUGCCACAAGGUCCAGCCCCUAAAAAGGCAUAUCAGAGCAGUGUUGCUAAUCAACGCAACAUGAACCGAACAAUUUCCGAAACAAUGUAUCCAUUAAGGAGCUACACAAGUAACUUAGAUGUAACUUCAUCUCAAACUCAGGAAAUGUCUGCUAAGGCUACACUUGAAGAUGGAUGGAACCCUCAGCAAUUAAUAAAUCCUCAGAGUGACAGUUACGACAGAUUAAAGAAUUCUCGACGAAGAAGUUAUACCAGUAAUGACAAUGUCUUCAAGAAGUCUAUCUUCACUGCUCCAUUAAAUCCUAGAUUAUAUGGAGAUUUUCAACAUGUAACACAUUCUAAGCAAGACUGGCAGCAGCAGCAGAAUGAUAAUAACAAUAAUACUAGUAAUAAUAGUAAUAAUAUUAACAACAACAAUAGCACAACAAACACACAGUCUGAUUACAUGGAUAUGUCUGGAAGACACCAAGAAAGGACAAAGCAUCAAACAGAAUGGACACGUGUUAGAUCCCAAAUGUCUGAUAGUAACAGAGGCCUGUACGGCUCAGUUUCCUUUGACAAAAUAAAGGACCUCAGUUCUCCCGAAUCUUCACUCAGUUCCUCUCAGAAAAUAACAAAUUUAGAAAAGAAACAAUCCCUCCUUUCAAGCUCUCUGUCAUCUGUUCCAAUAUAUCAGAAUGUAGCCGAAAAAAGUGCACCUACAGAUGUCAAAUUUGAUGGUGAUUUGGAUAUGCCACCUGCUCUUCCACCUCGGAUUUACAGACUUUCAUCAGUGGAGGCUUUAACAAUGAAUAACAGCAAAAACGCUAACACCGACAGUGAAGAUAAAUCUUAUGGCAAGCAGCCGAACUUAUCAGCCUCUCUUUCUGGUCAUUUCCUACGAAAACAAAUGUAUGCUGAGCAAGUACGAGCCCAAGCUAAGCGCUUCUCUGAACAAGCCAAAGGGAUGUACAUUGUUAAAACAACUCCCAAAAUUGGGAUUGCUGAACAAACAAAAGUAGUGACCUGGGCAGAUGAACCUCAGAUUGCAGUUCCUGCGAAACCACUAGACAAAGAUGGUGAUCAAUCACCUAAGCACCAUUUCAGUCCAGAAAUUGCUGCAGACGUAACAACAGAGCCUGAGUAUCCGCGUGACACCUAUGCAUCUUACAGAAGCAAGCAGUCACACCGUUCCGUGGGUGUUUAUAAGCGGUCAAAAUCAACACUUGAUAACAGCCUACUUACUGAUCAAGAUGAUGAUGAGAAAAUCAGGAAUAACAAUGCAUUUGCAUGGAAAAGUGAAGACAAUUUGGGACAUGUUGGCUUUCAAUCACGAGCCUCAUCUGAGCAAUGCCUUGCAGGAAUUGAUCAAGUAUCUGAUCAGCUCUACUUACAUCUAUCAUCAUCAACUGUAUCUCUUCCUACUGAUGCUGAAUCAGCUGAACGAACAGAUCCUUUUGUUUCCAAAGGGGAAGAAAAUUCCGACAGUCAAGUUUCUGUGAAGCAGCGAGUUAAAAAAUUUGAAGUAACGAAACCAGAAACUAAAGCAAAACAACAGAAAGAAGAAAGGGUAAAACCUUGCCCACCGCCGGUUCCUGCCAAACCUAGGUCUUUGUUACUUAGAACAUCAUCAGAGAUUUCUGCUGAAAGAAAGAACAGUUUGCCAGGACAACUGUUACCUUCAGAAGACAUUGGUAGUCUGGGUCUACGAGGACAGCAUCAUGUCCCAGGACAACUGUUACCUUCAGAAGACAGUGAUAGUCUGGGUCUGCGAGGACAGCAUCAUGUCCUUGGUGAUUUUAGUAAACCAAGCAGUGACUCGGGUGUUUCACUUGAAUCAAAUAUUAGUCCAUUAAUUCACCAGAAAUUAAGUCGGAACCAGAACCAGUUUCCUCCGAAACCAAAAGCUAUAGCAACCUGUGAUCAUAGUAUGGGGCAGGCAAGUGGAGAUACCCCACCAACAAAAUGUUGGGAUGGUGGUACAGAAAACCAACAGUCAUCUUAUCUUAAUACAACUUCAGAAUCUCGUUAUUUUCCUUCAAAGCAAUCCAUGGUUACUGAUUUUCCAACUUCUGUUGAAUCACAGCCCAACAAGGUAACCCUAUCUUCAAAUAUCAAUCCAGAAAGUCGAUUAAGCUAUUUGAAACAGAAGGAUACAAAACAGAAUUCAAGACCUGUCCUUCAAGAAAAACCAUCAAUGUCUUUUGCUACUCCAGUUCAUCUUGAUUCUCAUUUCUCUCACAACCAGUCUGAACAUCAAGCUCCCGAAAAGUCUGCUAAUUCAGUUAAAAUCGUUUCUAAUACUGCUGAAACUGUCUCAAAAUGCCAACCAGUUUAUAAUGCAAUUCACAUGCAAGAUUCACAAAAUAACAAUUUUCUUAAAGAACAAGCUGCUGUAUCUUUGCCACAGAGCGAAGUUUCCAAUAAUCAGGAUAGUUCUAGAGUUGUAGUAACUAGCUCUUUGAGAAGAGAUUCUUCAGAUGCAAACAGUCAACAAAUUCAGAAAUCUGAACAAAUACAAAAUGAGAGCUCGCCACACAAAGUAGCAGUUAGCAAUAACAUUAAUAUAAAUAAUAAUACUAAUAGUGCUAAUGUUAACAAUAAUAAUGAUACUAACAUUGGUGGCAAAUCUUCAACAUCAGACUCAGAAACUAAGAAGGAAUAUAAGAUCAGUAGUCACUCAAGACAACCUUCGCAAGAAGAGCUAGAAUUUGAGAUAAAAGCAAAGGAGUUGUCCCAGGAGCUGAAAGAAGAUGAUAAAAACUUGCUGCAAGUUCUUAAUCCCAAUAAUAAAAAAGCCAUUGAUUUUGUGGAAGAUUUAUUGGAAAAUGCAGCAUAUGAUUGUCAACAAAUUCCUACUAAAUUACCCAAGGAGAGCAGCAACACUUCUCUUAAUGAAAGCAGUCCAGGAUCAAACACAGCAAAUUCUCAGAGCGGAUCUCAGUUCCAGGUUAUUUCAGACAGCUACAAAGAGUCUGAGAAAUGUCAGGAAACUGAUGAGGAUGCAUUACUGCAGAAAAAGGAAGGAUUAAGGGUCAGCAUUAUGAAGAAACUUGAUGUUCUCCGUGAAGCAAAGCAAAGUGUGGAAAGAGAAAUCCUGGAAAUCAACAGUUUGGGUGAAAAGAUUGUUAACAACUUGGAUGAAUCCUGCCCAAACAGCCAAGAGAAAAAUAAAUACAAAUCUUUCCUUGAAGAUCGUGAAAUGGUCAUAAAACUGUUAUUAAAACUCUCCGUCCUUCUUGCACGUGCUGAAAACAGUGUUCAGUGUUUACCUGCUGGUGUUGAGGCAAGGAAAAAGGAGCUUGCUAUUGAGAAACGUGACAAGCUAAGUCGGCAGCACGAAGAAGCUAAACAACUCAAGUCAGACAUUGACAGACGCCAAGAACAAAUUUCUAACAUCCUGAAACAGUAUCUUUCUGAUGAGGAUUUGAAGGAUUACCACUAUUAUCUUUCAAUGAAAUCCCGUCUGAUUAUAGAAUCACAAGAACUGGAAGACAAAAUCUUCCUUGGACAAGAACAGCUAUCAGCUUUGAAACGUAGUAUUCCAAGUUCUUUCCAAUCAUAACCCAGACUUAUCAUCAACCAGUUAAACUACAACUACUACUACAACAUACAUACGUCUUUCAUAGAAUUUUUCGUUUUAUUUUAAUCUUAAUCUUCUCAAUCACUUUUAUUGCCCGAAAUAUCUUCUUUCAAGAGAAAAUGAACUUUCUUCUUUUAUGUCUUUUUUUUUCUUCUAUAUAUAUAUAUAUAUUUCUUUCCCACAGUUUGGCACCCCACCCUCAUUCCUGUAGCAACCUGAAAAUUCCUGCAAGUGAUCUCCUGUGUAUUUUUUUUUUUAUUACCUCAACCUUUAUUUAUUUUGAUUUUGAUUUUUCGUGGCUUAUAAAUAAUAAUAAUAAUAAUAAUAAUAAUAAUAAUAAUCCUUUCUACUAUAGGCACAUGGCCUGAAAUUU
Octopus sinensis (East Asian common octopus) is the source of this 7803-nucleotide messenger RNA. Its product is annotated as protein Shroom2. The record is from RefSeq and is a predicted model, not a curated record. Gene Ontology annotation, biological process: actin filament organization. Lineage: Eukaryota; Metazoa; Mollusca; Cephalopoda; Octopoda; Octopodidae. Gene Ontology annotation, cellular component: cortical actin cytoskeleton; apical plasma membrane; apical junction complex. Gene Ontology annotation, molecular function: actin filament binding. The coding region runs from base 654 to 7412 and encodes 2252 amino acids. The transcript has 14 exons.